Paramecium primaurelia is the source of this 1186-nucleotide messenger RNA. NCBI's taxonomy places the organism in Eukaryota, Ciliophora, Oligohymenophorea, Peniculida, Parameciidae. The record is from the annotation of a GenBank genome assembly.
UAUAAAUUAAUUAAUGGCACGCAAAAGGGCUGAUCCAGAUCGCUUCUUAGAGUACGAAGAAUUUAAAGAUCAUUCUGGUUUUACUAUAUAUGAGGAUGGAGAUUAUAUAGAUUUCUACUAUGACUAAUAUAAAGGUUGGUUUGAUGAAUUUGGCAAUUACUAUAAUUCAAAUGGUGAACCAACUCGACCAAAUUAAAAUAGCUUGAAAUUUUGGGAUUCUAUAAAACAUAAAUGUAAUAAUCAUCAUUUGAACAGUUAUAGAUUUUUAAGAUGACAUAGAUGAUUUAUUAAAUCAAUAUGAUGGGGGGACUGAUAGUGAAGAAGAUAAUGAUGAUGAUUUUGAAAGGUUAUUGAUAACAUAUAUUGUAGAGAGUACCUUAAUAAAGCACAUAUUGAUAAACUUGCCAAGAGAUUAAGACAUUAUGGAGAUUAAGAAGAAAUUAAAAUUAAAUUCAGUCACAAUUAAUGGAAUACUAGAGAUAAAGAUGUAAUAUAAUUAUUGGGGGCAUAAAAUGUGAAAUCAGUUUAAUUUGAUUUAAAAAUUGGUACAACUUACAAAACAGGAACAGGAACUAUUAUAGCCUUUAAUAAAAAGUGUGCUUAGUAAAUUAUAUAAUCACACAAUAUUGAAAUCAAUGGACAACCUAUAUCAUUUGAUAUUGAUGCAUUAGAUAUUAAUGAUUCAGAAGACGAAGUAAUUGAUAUUUAAAAAGAAGAUCCAUUAUUAAUUAAGCCACAAUAAUAAUAAUAAAUAUAAGUUUAAUAAUAGUAACAGUAAUAAGAAUAAUAAGUAUAAUAAUAAUAAUAAUAAUAAUAAUAGUAAUAAUAAUAAUAAUAAUAAUAAUAAUAAUAAUAAUAAUAAUAAUAAUAAUAAUAAUAAAAAAAAGAAAUUUGGGUUCAAGAAUUCUUAAUUGUUGAUGGAUUUCCAGAAAAAGAAUCCCUUUAGAAUAUUAAAUAAUGGUUGUCUUAAAAAAUAUUAAAUAAUUCAUAAAUUCAUGAUAAUAUGAUUGAAGUUAAAGUUAGAGAAAAGAAAGAGAAUGGAAAGGUAGUUGACAUAUAUUAAGCUGUUAAAUUAGAUUUAGGAUCAAAAGAGAAAAUAGAAGAUGCUAAAAUAUAACUUGAUAAAUAUAACAUGUAUCAAGGUAAGAGAAAGAUAUCCUAUACCAUAUACAAGCCUCAAAAAUGA